Lecanosticta acicola is the source of this 2385-nucleotide messenger RNA. The record is from the annotation of a GenBank genome assembly. Lineage: Eukaryota; Fungi; Ascomycota; Dothideomycetes; Mycosphaerellales; Mycosphaerellaceae.
AUGCCGCUCGCCGUCAUCAAUGGCAAUGGCCUCCCGCUGCCCGCCUCGAGGCGCCGCAGCCGCAGCAAGCCAGAUGUUGAUGUUCAUGUCGUCCAUGCCCCUGCCCCUCCUCCCCCAUCUUCCUCCGCCCCCUCAGCUCCCCCGAACGCCAACCCGCCAUCCUCCCACAACCUGAAGCGUCCCGCCCCAGCUGACACCACUCGCAAACACAGUGCCACAUUCACCGUAACAUCAGGCUCGGAGAGAGUGGUGCACGUCUACCCUGACCGAACCGACCGUACCUCCUCCGGCGGCAGCGCAUCCGUCCGCUCUCCACUCUCGAGCGGCGGCAGUCGCACUCCCUCCAGCGAGGAGAGCUGGAGCGAAGUCGAAUACGAGGACGAAGACGAGGAAGAGAUCGGUCCCUCGGACAGCGCAUCGCGUUCGCGACACCCCCCACCCAGUCGCAGGCAUACCGUGGAGGCGCCGGGAGCGCCCAGCAGGCGGCACUCCUCUCGCAGAGAGUCGGCCAGACCAGAGCGACAGGAGGCCCCGCCUCGCAGACACUCGUCGCGACGCCACCAUACGAGUCGGCACGACGACCGUCACGACCGUCACGACCGUCACGACAGUCAUUCGCGACACGCGCGGAGUUCUUCGAGACGCGUCGGCUCGGACGAAUCGUCGAGCACCGUGGCUUCUGCAGACGACUACCCGUAUGGACAUCCCACCAUGUCGCACUUACCCUAUCCACCCCGCAGAGGGUACAGCCAGGCACAGCCGCACAGCCAUGCUGGCUACCCACCAAGCAUGACCUCCGGUUCCCACUACCAUGACCCGUACGCGCCUCCUCACCAGGCAUUGGUGCGGAUGCCGCCCGAUCCAUUCGGCUACCCACGACAAUCCAACCCAUUCUCCGCGCAUCCGCAAGAGCAGAACCCCUUCUCGCCCGUGACCGAGGCCUCGAGCUACUUCGCGACAGACCCCAUGGGUCCUCCCGCCGCACCUCGUCACCAUCCACCCCGACCCGAAGGACCGCCUCGACCACAGAGUUUCGCGGCCCCGUCUGCGGGGUGGGGCAGUGAGGUGAUGGCGCCCUACCAUGGUGGUAUGCCCCCGUACGGCGGACACUAUGGCAUGCCAGGUUAUCCUCCGUACCCACCACCCAUGCACUGGCCGCCUUCAGCAGGCAGCUCGCCCCCGCCAAAGGAUGACAAGGUGGACCAUAUGGAGGCAAUCAAAGAGUUGAUCAAGAAGCGGGAUGCGGACGAUGAGAAAGGCGAGAAGGAGAAGCAAUCGGAGAUCAACAGCCUGAAGGAACUCAUCAAGAAGCAUGAAGAGGAGGCUAUUGCGCGACAAAAGGCAUGGAUCGCGGAGAGAGAAGCUGAGGCUGCUGCAAGAGCUGCAGAGAAGGCCAAGGCGGAAGCGGAGGAGAGGCGCAAGCAGGAGAUCGACGACGCUCGCAAGAAGGCCAAGGAAGAUGCUGAGAAGAAGGCGGAGGAAGCAGCGAAGAAGGCCCAGGAGGAGCAUGAGAAGAAGCUGGCGGAAGCCGCGAAGGCGAAAGAAGAGGCGGACAAGGCGGCGGAGGAAGCGGCGAAGAAAGCCCAGGAGGAGCAUGAGAAGAAGCUGGCGGAAGCCGAGAAGGCGAAAGAAGAGGCGGACAAGGCGAAGAAGGAGCUGGAGGAUGAGAUUGCGAAGAGCAAGCCCACUCCAGACUCCUUGAAGGCGCCGAUCAAGUUCAAGGAUGCUCUGGGGAGGACAUUCCGUUUCCCAUGGCAUCUGUGCAAGACGUGGAAGGGUAUGGAAACGCUCAUCAAGCAGGCCUUCAUGCACAUCGAUGGCAUCGGCGAUCAUGUUCACCAAGGACACUACGAUCUCCUCGGACCGGACGGAGAGAUCAUAUUGCCUCAGGUCUGGGAUACCAUGAUCCAGCCCGAUACGGAAAUCUCUAUGCACAUGUGGCCAAUGGACGAGCCCAAGGAGGAGAAACCAGAACCGCUUAUCGACCCCUUCAGCAACCUCGGCCUCGGCGACUUCCCCGGCGGCGGCGGCUUCGGGAUGCUUCCCCCAGAGGGCCCUCUUCCCAAGAAGAAAGGCAGCAAGAAGGAAAAGGACGGCAAGAAGAAGGCCAAGGGCGGCGGUGGAAGCCCUGAUAUGAUGUUUGCAGGAAUGAUGCCUCCCCCGCCUCCUCCACCUCCCGGGCAUCACGCCGGUGGAGCGGGCACGAAAGACGCGUGGCCGGAUCCUUUUGCUGGCAUGAACGUCUCCAUCGUGCCGGAGAAGCCAUCCAAGGCUUCUGAUAAGACCAAGGCGAGGACCAAGUCGAGGAGCGGAAAGGAGAUUUCUCCUCUCGCGGCUUGGUUUGCGGGUGGAAGCUUGAAUGCCAAACCACCCAGGAAGAGGUGA